Molecule: messenger RNA, 2841 nt
Organism: Brassicogethes aeneus
Lineage: Eukaryota; Metazoa; Arthropoda; Insecta; Coleoptera; Nitidulidae
Source: the annotation of a GenBank genome assembly
AAACAUAAAAAUGCUGUUUAAUUUAAAAAACUGUGGUAAAAAUGGUUUGUUGCAAAAAUUUGUGAGGCAGGCUAGUGCUCAUGCGUUAAAUGUUGCGGAAAAAAUUAAAUUGAAGAGAAGUGAAGCCUUAUUGGGGGGUGGGAUAAAAAGGAUGGAUGCACAGCAUAAAAAGGGUAAACUCACAGCUAGAGAGCGAAUACAGUUAUUCUGCGAUGAGGACAGCUUCGUCGAAUAUGACAUGUUCGUCGAACAUACUUGCACAAACUUCGAAAUGGAGAAACAAAAAUUCCCUGGAGAUUCGGUAAUAACAGGCCACGGCCUGGUGAACGGCCGACCAGUCUACGUAUUCAGCCAAGACUUCACAGUAUUCGGAGGAAGUCUGUCAAGUAUUCACGCCAAAAAAAUCUGCAAAAUUAUGGAUCAAGCGCUCAUGGUGGGAGCGCCAGUUGUGGGUUUAAACGAUUCUGGCGGUGCUAGGAUCCAAGAAGGCGUCGAUUCACAGGCUGCCUACGCAGAUAUUUUCCAACGAAAUGUUUUGGCUUCAGGAGUAAUUCCUCAGAUAUCCAUGAUUAUGGGACCAUGUGCUGGAGGGGCUGUAUAUUCGCCUGCUAUGACCGAUUUCACUUUUAUGGUGGAAGACACUUCCUAUUUGUUUAUCACAGGUCCAGAUGUUGUAAAAUCUGUUACAAACGAAAAUGUUACUCAACAAGAUUUAGGGGGAGCCAAAACACAUACAUCGGUUUCUGGAGUAGCUCACAAAUCUUUCAAUAAUGAUGUUGAUGCUUUACUACACUUAAGAGAUUUUAUGGGAUAUCUGCCACAGUCCAAUAAAAACUCUUCAGUUAUUAGAACUUGUGAUGACCCAUGUGAUUUAGAUGUUCCUCUGUUGGACAAUGUGAUUCCCCCAGAAACCACCGCACCCUACGAUAUGUUGGACAUAAUUAACGCCAUCGUGGAUGAGCGAGAUUUCUUCGAAAUAAUGCCGAAAUACGCCAAAAAUAUCAUCAUAGGCUUUGCAAGGAUGAAUGGCAGAACUGUGGGAAUAGUGGGAAAUCAACCUAAGGUGGCUGCCGGCUGUCUAGAUAUAAACGCAUCUGUAAAAGCAGCACGAUUUGUGAGAUUCUGUGACGCAUUUAAUAUUCCACUGAUAACGCUUGUGGAUGUUCCUGGAUUUUUGCCCGGGAUAAAUCAGGAACAUUCAGGGAUUAUAAGGCAUGGUGCUAAGUUAUUGUAUGCUUACGCUGAGGCUACGGUUCCUAAGUUAACAGUUAUCACAAGGAAGGGAUAUGGAGGUGCGUAUGAUGUAAUGUCAUCAAAACACCUACGAGGCGAUGUUAACUACGCCUGGCCAACGGCAGAGGUCGCUGUAAUGGGAGCUAAAGGUGCUGUUUCUAUUUUGUUCCGAGGAAAACCUGAUGUUGAGAAGUACGAGGCAGAAUACAUGGAUAAGUUUGGAAACCCAUUCUCGGCCGCACAAAGAGGUUUUGUUGAUGAUAUUAUUGAACCAAGAACCACAAGGUGGAGAUUGUGUAGAGAUUUAGACUUACUGCAAACCAAAGAGUUGAAAAACCCGCCCAAGAAGCAUGGUAAUAUACCAUUGUAAAAUGCAUUUUAAUAAAAUGUUAUACUUACUUUUUUGUAUUAUUUACCUAUUGUUAAAUAUAAAUUAAUAAAACUCCUUUUGAAUUAUUUCAGUCUUAUUUAAUGAACUUACAACAAUAUCUUACAUUUCAUUUAGACUAAGCAAAAAGAUAAUAAAAAACGAAACUUAAUGGUGUUAGACACGUGUAAAAUCUUAAAUGUCAAUUUUUGUUAUACCUAUGAAGUGCAAAUGUAGUGUUAAAUGAAACAAUACAGAACAAUUUGAUUAUGAAAUACCUUGUAAAUGUUUUCUCUUCAAAUUUUCUCUAUAUAGGCCAAGGGAUUUCACUAGAGCUAAAUCUAUGUUUUUUAAUAAUAUUAUCAGUAUAUAUCACAUUGGGGGAUUUAAAAUAUUCGACCGCUUCGAAUAUAUAAAAAGCCAUUUAAGACAACUAUUUGCUACUUAAAAUUAGGAUUUCUUUAAAAAUACACAAUUUAGUGUGUUUUAAUUUAAAUAUCUCGUUAAGAAAAUGGAAUAUGUUAUUGGAAGGUAUCCUGCAGUUUUUACUCAAUAAACUUAUAAAGACGGCAAACGUUUUUUCAUUUAAUUGAACUGUUUUAAACUAUGUUAAUAAACAUCUAUUUCACAUUUAGGGGCGUCUUUAAGUGCCCGAAACUAUUUGACAAUUUUUUUUUGUACCAUAAAACUGGUAAAUUAAAUAAUCCGACACUUAGAGAACGCCCAUACAUUUAUAUUUAGGCAUAAUUAUUAUGUAUGUAUAUAUUAUCAGUCACAACAAUAUUACAGAUUUUUAAUUAGUAUUUUGAUACUUUUAUCGUAUUAUAGAAGAGCAUCUAAUUUAUCUAACUGAUUGUUCUAAUAAUAUUAAUGCACAUCAAUAUUGUUAUUACGCGCGUAUAAUAGGGUGAUUAAAAAAAUAAUAUUUUUUUUACCUUUGACACUGAAACAUUCUAUAAAGUGCCCACCAAAUUAACCUCUUAAUAUCAAUAGAAAGAUCCUCCUCAUCACAGUUUUCCAUUUUUUCUUAUUAAUCAAUCAAGUUAAUCAAUUAAUCAAAUUUUUAUACAUAUUUUUGGAGAAAAUUUAACGCUCUACAAAAAAGCUCUGAUGUGUUUAAUUGAUUACUCCAACCGUUGAGAAGAUAUUCGUAUCCGAAUAUCAAUGCGUACUGAUACGAAUAUCUUCUCAGCGGUUGGAGUAAUCAAUUAAACACAUCAGAGCUUUUUUGUAGAGCGUUA